Molecule: messenger RNA, 6519 nt
Organism: Neocloeon triangulifer
Lineage: Eukaryota; Metazoa; Arthropoda; Insecta; Ephemeroptera; Baetidae
Product: thrombospondin type-1 domain-containing protein 7B-like
Exons: 32
Coding region: 724-5721 (1665 amino acids)
Biological process (GO): cell adhesion
Cellular component (GO): extracellular matrix
Source: RefSeq, a predicted model, not a curated record
GUGACCAACAAGAAGUGACUUUUGUUUGUUUGUGUUUUGUGUGUAGCUCGUACCUAUGAUUUUCAUAUAAUUCGUUCAAACAUCGUCGUUUUUGGGUCGCGAAUGCCGCGAUCAUCCUUCAAAGCCUCCGUAGGUCUGAAUGCAACGACGAUUAAGCGGGAAAGUGACCCAAGAAUUUGGCUCCGCGCGCGUUGUUGCUUGACAGAAAUCCUCUCCUCCCUCAACCGUGCCACGUGGCAUCGGAAAAAUGGCGGUUAACCGGAAAUGGCGCAGGGAGGAGGCCCCAGACAGGUCCCUUCGUCGACAACAGUCAGCGCACGACCUUUCCUCAGCACCUUCAGCAGGUUGGUGCCACCCCCGAAACGGCGGCGCGCUUGUGCCUCGUGUUCAUUCACGGGGGCGGCACUGCGAGGGCGGCGGCGCCACUCUCGAGGCACCGAGGCACCAUGCGGCAAUAAAACCACACACUCCGGCUUCAGUUCUUGCCGACUGCGCUCACAGGCGGAGGCAGACGACCGUUCAGCCGCAAGGCCCACCACGACCUCCUUGUUCUUCGUCGUUGUUUUUUCUCCGAUUGCUGAGAAGCGUGAAAAGAUCGUCAGAAGAAAAACUGGGAAUCAUUUUGAUCUGGGCGCCGAGUGCCGGGCGAAAUUGAUCGAGUUUCGUCUUCCUCGUUGACUGGAGGAAGGAAAGUGAUGGAAAUGCUGCUUUCCUAGACCUCCAAUGAGGUAUCUGCGUGACUUGGUCCUUUCAUUGGUGUUCUGUGUGUUCCUGGUCGGCGGCGGCGUCUCCAGUAGACAAGAUGCGGCGCCCCCCGUGAAGCACCCCCAUCCCUCCACCAAGUCAUUCACAUGGAGAAUAGAAAACUGGGGCUCGUGCAACGCACCUGGCGGCUGUGGCGAAGGCACCAGGGUCAGGCACAUCUGGUGCUCAGAUCUCGAGGGAAGAUCCACGCUUGACUACCUGUGCGACCCCAGCGAAAAACCAGAAACUGCCAAGCCGUGCUUCACUGCUUGCAGACACCACAGAGACAAACUCCAAUGGCAAGUCGGCCCAUGGGGUCCAUGUCUGCCGGUGUAUCCGUCCAGCACCAUCAACGGCCAGAUUAGGGCAUUUUCUCCCUUGACAGAAAUAUAUCCGGGCAUGUCAGGCUCUGCUGCUCUCACUCCAAUAGAGGAAUACCUCGAAGCCGCUGGAAACCACGGAUCCGACUUCUUUUUCAGCCUGGAUGAGAAGGACGGUGAGGCGCUCGGCGUUAUGCAGAGAGAAGUUGCUUGCGUUCUUGUCUCUCACGAUUUGCAAAAGACCCAUCGGACAGUGGACGACGACAACUGUUUCACAGUUGCAAGAAAACCAGACCCUGUGCGACUUUGCGGAAUUCAGACGCCACAGGACUGCAUUGUUUCUGACUGGUCUGACUGGGAUGGAAGGUGUCCUGACGGUUGUGGUAUCAUGAACGAAACUAGAACAAGGACAGUUUUGGUCGCCCCAAGUAAUGCAGGAAAACCUUGCCCAGAGUUGAUGGAAACAAGACUGUGCGCCUCAGUGUCCAAAUGCCAAAUAAAACUGACUGCAGAAAUCAAAAGUAGCAUAAACGAGUACAAACUGAAAGUGGGCGAGUGGCGACAGUGCGAGGCACCGGCGGGAGUGGUUUCGGCCGACGUACUCACAAGGGCGUUUGGCCAGAGGAAACAGGGCAGAAUCGAUUUCAGCAGAAAAUUGGAGAACUUCACCUUCGAGCCGCAAGUUGGAUAUCAGUCAAGGGAGGUGACGUGCCGCGACCUGCACGGAGACAUUGUGGACAUCAAACUUUGCUUGGGAUAUCACGAAAAUCAAAUUUUUCCGCAAAAAGUUCGUCCAUGCGUUGUGUCUCAAGAUUGUGCAGUUGGACCAUGGUCGGUUUGGAGUAAAAUUCAAGACGGCUGUGUUUCAUCAAAUAAUGAAAUUCACGCUGAGGUGCACAAAAGAAAAAGAAGCGUGGUCAGCAUUCAGCAAGGAGACGGACAGCCGUGCCCCCACCUUAUUGAACAAAGGAAAGUAGUGGAUCCGGAAAUUUUGGGGAAAUGCAUCGACAAAUACCACUGGCUGCCAUCAAGGUGGAGUCCGUGUGUUGUGACCAGGGGUGACUCGUCCAGCACUUCAAUAACGCCUGUUGCUUGUGGUGGAGGCGUCCAGCUGAGGACUCUCACCUGUGUUGAGUCUCAAAGUGACAGGCCAGUGCCUAAAGAGAUGUGCAAUUCUCUGGAUCCAGCACCAACAGUUCAGCGGUGUGAGGUUGCUUGUCCUCGGGAUUGUGAGGUUGGCCAGUGGUCCACAUGGAGCGUCUGCAAAUCACCACAUUGUAGCGACAUAUCUGCAGAGCUCCCUUCUCAAGGCUACAGGGAGAGGGAAAGGAUGGUCAGGGUGAGCGCCAGCAACAAGGGCGUAGAGUGUCCGGCAGUGCGAGAAGUGCAGCCAUGCGCCCAUCCUGCCUGUUUUGGUUGGAAAUUAGGACGAUGGGGCCCUUGCGAAUUGGACCCUGGUCUUGUCAAAUGUGGAGAAGGACGAAAAAUCAGAUCAGUCAUAUGCGAGUCAAUUGAUGGGGUGGCACUGGACGAUUUCAUUUGCGCCAAACAAGAGCUGAAGCCCCCUGUCGAAGAGCUGUGUCUGCAACCCUGUCCUUUUGACUGCGUCCUAUCACCCUGGUCUCAGUGGUCAACGUGUAGUCACCCUUGCUCUUCAAAUCGGCAGGGCGCCCUAAGACAGAGGAACAGAACGGUUGUUGCACCCUCUGGACCCGGAGGCCAUCCUUGUCCAGACCCUGAUGAAAUGUUGCAAAUCGAAGCGUGCAACCUUCACAGCUGCCACGGCUACAGUUGGUUCACCAUGCCGUGGCAAAAGUGUGAAUUGCAAAACAGCACAAGCACUCUCAAUACCGUCUUGCAACAGAGCCCCACAUUCAAUAAUGAACUUGGUGAAGAUGAAUCGAUUUGUGGAAGAGGAAUCCAAAAACGGGACGUUUGGUGCAUGGAAGGAAAUGAGAAAAGAGUCAAAGAUUCAAAAUGCCAGUAUUUAAUGAAACCAGCUGAUAUGAGAAUUUGCAAUGCACCUUGUCCUCAAAAUUGUGAUGUAUCUUCCUGGACAGCAUGGAGUCACUGCCCCGAUGAAUGCAUUGCCGAUAUAACAGCGAAGCACAGAAUCAAGCUGCCAGCAACCCAAAUCAGACACCGAGUGGUUCUAAAACUGCCCAGGGCCGGAGGAACACCGUGCCCUCAACUGGAAGAGAUCAAAAUCUGUCCCCAGAAAAGAGAAAUGUGUAAAUCACACACUUGGUUAAUAAGUGACUGGUCGCAGUGCCAACUACCAUCCAAUGUUGAAUGCGGACAAGGCUACAGGACAAGAGCUGUGGCCUGUUUGCUGAACAAUAAGACGCGAGUGGAUGCAAGCCAAUGCAUGCAAGAGAGUGGACCCAUGCCAGUAAUGACGCAACCCUGUUUCAUGGACUGUGAAGAGCCCUGUGUCCUUUCGGAUUGGUCGUCGUGGACUACUUGCGAGCAGGCGUGCGGAGGCACAUCAGUCAGAAGGCGCUCACUUCUAGGGCUUUCUGCUUCAAGACCAGUCUGCAGGGACACUUUCAAAUUCCCUCUGAUCCAAACGCAGCCGUGCCCGUGCAGUGUGUAUGAAUCAAAGCCCGAGGGAGAGUGGUCCAUUUGCAUUCUGGAUCAAAACAACUUUUCUGAGGAGUCGGCAAACGGCCGACCCCUUGGGACGGCCCUUUGCGGUGCGGGGCGCAGAUUCCGCGCAAGAGCUUGCAGAGAUAAAGCUGGAAACUUGGUUGAACCGAGUCACUGUGGGGAUACUGGAUUGGAGGAGGAACCCUGCUUUGUGCCCUGUUCCGCAGACUGUGUGAUGGGAGAGUGGAGCACGUGGGGAGUUUGCAGUGUACCGUGUGGCCCCGGAAUUCAAAAGAGACAACGUGAAGUAAAGAUGUUGCAGCCUACUCUGAACAACGGCCGACCUUGCGGGCCUGAAGCUCAAACAAAACUGUGUAACACGCCCUGCUCUCACUUCAAAUGGGCUGCCAAUGGCUGGGACGACUGCACAUUGGACGGGGAGGAUCAGCUUAAGGGUUGUGGCGCUGGAGAUCAACGCAGAAACGUUAGGUGCUUGUAUGAGCCUCCCCAUCAAACGGCUAUUGAGGUUUCCAGUUUGAAGUGUGACCAAGAGACGCGCCCCAUAAACUACACUGCAUGCCAUGUCACCUGCCCUGGCGAGUGCGUCGUCAGCAUGUGGAGCGACUGGUCACCUUGUGAGGCUCCUUGCAAGCAGGGAUCGAAACAGGACAGGACAAGGUCUAUUCUCAGAGCGCCUGCAAUCCACGCCACCUACAAAUGCCCACCACUCAUCGAGGUUCAGGAAUGCAUUUUGAACCUGACUUGCUUCACGUACGAGUGGAAAAGUACCGAGUGGUCCAGUUGCCUUCCCCUCGGAGGGUCUCCCUGCGGGGAGGGCAUCCAGCACAGAAGCGUUGCCUGCGUCCGAUCGGAUGGACGAGCAGUUGAGGACAAUUUUUGUUCCGUGCGGCAAAAGUCAACUCCAACUGAAAAGUACUGUUACGUCGACUGUCCAGUUGACUGCGAGGUCAGCGAAUGGAGCGCGUGGAAUGAAACCCAAUGUGCCUGUGGAGGGACAGGCUCGAAAAUGCGGCGCUCCAGGUUUAUCUUGACCAACCCCAGUGAAACUGGACGGCCGUGCCCAAAGCAGCUAAAGCAGUACAAGCCGUGCCCUGUUGUGCCCUGCUUUACAUGGGUCAGGGAUGAGUGGUCAAAGUGCAACCUUUAUGGUGCUGAUUGUGGCCACGGAGUUGUGAGACGCAAUGUUACCUGCAGAAGAGAAUAUACCAUCACGCAGGCCGAUGAAAAACUUCUGCCCAUGGCCAUUAGUGAAGAGCUCUGCUACACAGGUUUCAAAAAUUUGCCACAAGUCUUCAACGACAGGAGCUUUUUGCAGGUGGCAUUGGAUCUGAAAAAAGAAGACGCGUGUUACGUUCCAUGCAGCGGAGACUGCGAAGUUGGAGAAUGGAGUCGAUGGAGUCACUGCCACAGAAGCUGUAAAGACGGUGAAUUAGGAGGUUAUCAGACGCGAUCAAGAGCAGUUCUGAAGCCGCCAAAGCAAAACGGCGAGCAAUGCCCGGCAGCGCUUUGGGAGACGAGACCAUGCUUUUCCGGGCCCUGUCUCACUUACGACUGGGUGGUGAAAGACAAGAAAAUUAUUUGUGAGCGAUCCGAUGGAGAGGUAGUGACAGGUGGGUGCGAGAGCAAGAGGCGUCCGUGCGUGCCCGCAUGCUCCGUGCCCAACUCGGUGUGCACCCCUGAGGGGGUGUGCGCCUGCGUGACGGGCUUCGGUGGCCGCUAUUCGGAGGCCAACCGCCGCCAGUCCGCCCGGCAGCUCAAGGCCUGUGUCGACAUGUCCCACGUCCAAAUGUCUCAGGCGCGCCGGGCCCUGGAAGAGGCCGAAAUCCAAGCGCGUUUCUAUUAUCCAAAGGAAGAUGACAUGAGCGUUUGGAUGUUCGCCAUGAUUGGUGUUGGUUGCGUCUUUGUGGUAUUCGUCGCGCUCUCCCUUUACAUCAUGUGCCGAAAUCCACCUGCAAAUGAAGCGGAGGUGCCAGGAGUGGAGCGAGGCACAGCGGCAACUCAGACGGUCACGGUCAGAGAGAACCCGCAGAACGCAUACAACCCGUGACUUUUUUUAAUGUAGUGGAACGUGUCAGACCUAAAUGAAUUUUCUCAAAUUUUGUUGUCGUUCCGUAAAUGCCAACUUCGGAAAUUUUACAUCAGUGUCCGCAGUUUCAGUGUCGCUUGUAAAUUGUCGUUGAAUUAAAUUUUCCUUUCAUUUUUAUCGCGCUGAUAAUUCUGAUUUCCUUCAUGUUCCUCAUAUCUGCUGCAAAGGUUUUUAUCACGUACUGUUGACCCACCUUAUUCAUGCAGCGACCACUUGCACACAGAUGGUAAAAAAACUCUCUUAUCACAUUUAAUUUUUUUUGUUUUCCACGCAAUAUGUCGAGAAAAAUAAAAGAGUUUAUGGUUGUACAGCGACUGCGAUUUUACGAAAAGUGCAGAGCAAACGCUGAAUUUUGUGCGUACGUGUCAUCUUCAACUUGUAUUUUUGUAAAUCAUCAUGUAAAUGAAAUAUUUAUUUUCAUGGAAAUGAUCUCUUGAGCAAGACUAAUAAUUUUGAUCUCGACUGAGUUCUAGUCAUUUUCUAUAGCGGGUUUUAAUAAAAAAUUAUCAUUGGCUUUCUUGUUGAAAAUAUGAACAAAGAUUAGUAUUUGGGGGAUUCAAUUGAAAAUCAUGUAAAAUAUAAUAAUAAGGAUAUAUAUAAAUAGGAAUUUAAUAACCAACUCCGUCUUGUAAUAAACAUAAAUGAAUAUGUCAAGAAAUAAUAAAUAUAAGUAUUUCACAAAAUUUUCACUUCCUGACAUUUCAAUUUUUUUUGCAAAAUAAUGUGAAUAAGCGUUUAUUUGAAAUAAAAUUGAGAUGU